Messenger RNA from Brassica napus (rape), 1068 nucleotides. Its product is annotated as sulfate transporter 3.1-like. The record is from RefSeq and is a predicted model, not a curated record. Gene Ontology annotation, cellular component: membrane. Gene Ontology annotation, biological process: transmembrane transport. The coding region runs from base 1 to 1068 and encodes 355 amino acids. The transcript has 6 exons. NCBI's taxonomy places the organism in Eukaryota, Viridiplantae, Streptophyta, Magnoliopsida, Brassicales, Brassicaceae.
AUGGAGAGGAAUUAUAGUAAAAGGUGUGUGAUUGUGCAGAUAGGGAACCUUAAGAAAGGGCUGAAUCCACUGUCCAUGUCUGAUCUCUUCUUUACUUCGCCUUACAUGUCGACAGCUCUCAAAACUGGCCUCAUUACUGGGAUCAUAGCUCUCGCUGAAGGAGUAGCUGUGGGAAGAAGCUUUGCGAUGUUCAAGAACUACAGCAUAGAUGGAAACAAAGAAAUGAUAGCGUUUGGAAUGAUGAACAUCGUUGGUUCCCUCACAUCUUGUUACCUCACAACUGGACAGUUUUCGAGAUCGGCGGUGAACUUCAACGCGGGUUGCAAGACCAUCGUGUCGAAUAUAGUGAUGGCAAUUGCGGUUAUGUUCAUACUGCUCUUCCUCACGCCUCUUUUCUACUACACACCACUCGUCGUCCUCUCCUCCAUCAUCAUGGUUGCAAUGCUAGGACUCAUUGACUACCAAGCUGCAAUUCAUCUCUGGAAAGUCGACAAAUUUGAUUUCCUCGUCUGCAUGAGCGCCUACUUUGGGGUAGUAUUCGGUAGUGUAGAGAUCGGACUUGUUAUCGCAGUAAGUAUAUACUUUAUUGCGGAAAUUACGUGGCUAUCAAUAGCAAGGUUGUUGCUAUUCGUGUCAAGGCCGAGGACUGCGGUGAAGGGAAACAUACCAAACAGCAUGAUUUAUAGGAACAAUGAGCAGUAUCCUUACUCAAGAACCGUUCCUGGUCUUCUCAUCUUAGAGAUUGAUGCUCCCAUCUACUUUGUCAACGCUGGUUACUUGCGUGAGAGAAUCACAAGGUGGGUCGAUGAAGAGGAAGAGAGGGUCAAAACAUCAGGAGAAAACAGUUUACAAUAUGUUAUACUCGAUAUGUCGGGAUAUGGAUCUUAUCUUGCGGUGAAGAAGAGCUCAGCACGAACAACCAUGUCACGCCUCUGCAACACAGCGCUCGCCGGAGAAUCACCGGAGAAGACGAUCACCCUCGUUACUCUCUCUGCUCUGAUCAACCUUCAAGAUCAGUACGUUAUGUUACUUCCGUUACAACUAAACUACGACGUCUUUAUAACAUAA